UGGGUUUUGUGCAGACAGACCCUAAUUUGAAGUCAGAUCCAAGAUCCAAGCUCCUGAGCUUUUUGCAUUUCUUGCAAGCCGUUCAUCAUUAGUUAUCACCUAUUAUUGGGGUGUUUUUGCUGGUUCAUGAUAAAUAAUGAGUGAGCAAUGGCACUUUAAUCAACCACCUCCUGGAUAUGUACCACCAUUACCACAACAAGACUUACCAGUAGUACCAUACCAAAACUUACCACCAGUUCCCCACCCAGUGCCUGUUGAUAAUUCAGCUCCAUAUACUAAAUAUUGGGGAGAGAAUAUUGUGGAAAAAACUUAUCAAUCUAACGAUGAUGACGGAUAUACAGUGUCGACCAAUGGUUACAAUGCAACAUUCCAGUAUGAAGUCAAUUAUCGAGGUACUUUCCAUUAUACUAUGCCUCCUCCCCCACUACCAGGUCAUAAUUUAUAUCCAAAAAAAAAUCCUGCUGCUGCUGCUGCUGCUGAUAAAAUGAAAGGUCUGGAAGACAACAAGAUCACUGACAGUGAUUCAGGAAAUUCAAGAACUUCGACAAAUUUUCCGAAAACUGAUCAACAACCCUACCAUCCAUCUAAAGCAUUAGAUUCUGCAAAUUCACCUCACAAAAAUACAAAAAAAGCUGACGAAAGAAUUGAAAGCAAAUGUGAUCACCGCCAUCGUCAAGGAGAAAGAAUGAGAAGUUAUAGCGGACAUAGUUCAAGUAGAGAUAGAAGAAGUCCAAUUAGAGGUAGGAGUUCCACUAGACCAAGGAGGAGUCCAACUAGAGAUAAAUGGAGACCAACUAGAGCUAGAAGGAGUCCUACUAGAGAUAGGAGGAGUCCUACUAGAGAUAGAAGUCGUUCAACUAGACGUAGAUCUAGAAGCGGAAAUAGGAGUAGAGGUAGAAGUAGAGAUAAAGCAGGUAUAGGCCGCAGUCGAGAUCGUCGAGUAUCAAGAAAUAGAGAAUCAGAUUUACGAAAUAACAAAAGAGAUUCGAAAACUGAUACUUCUGCAUUGAGUGAACGAGAAGUAAUACUCAAUGAAUGGAAAAGUAACUUCUGUGAUACACUUGAGAAAAUUAAUGAGAAGCUUGAUGAAUACUCCACUAAGCAUGACGAUAUCACACAUUCUGAAAAAAAGAUUUGGACAAGAUCAACUCCAGCUGAACUAUAUUAUCAGAAAGAUGAAGCUAGUUUUAAAACAACUAUUGGCACACAAAAAUUAAUCAACCUAUGUACAAGUUUUAAAGAGAACUUGGUAGAUAGAGCUGAGAAAGUGAAUAGUGUAAAGCCAAAAUAUGAACCACCUGCUAGGACAUAUUACAGGAAUAUGUGCAAACAUAAAACUGAAAUCAGCAGUGAUUCAGAUAGCUCAGGGGAUAGUUUUUCCGAAGCAGAAGAGGAUAACUCUAUGGAAGAACUACAGCGAAAGCAGCAACAUCCUGAUAGGCUCGAUCCAGAAAUGUGGUACAAUGACCCUGGAGAAAUGAACGAUGGGCCAUUAUGUAGAUGUUCAUAUAAAUCAAAAAAGUCUGGGAUUAGGCAUGGAAUUUAUCCUGGUGAAACACCUAUACCUAGAUGUUCUAUUUACAGUAAUAAUGUUGACAAAUUAUUUCACUAUCGGAUUAUUAUAUCGCCUCCCACUAAUUUUUUAAUUAAAGCGCCUACAAUUAUCCAAUAUGAUGAGCAUGAGUAUAUUUUUGAAGGCUUUUCCCUAUUGUCACAUUUUCCUUUGGCAGAACUUCCACCCUGCAGAGUUAUUCGAUUUAACAUAGAAUACACAAUACUAUAUUAUGAAGAAAAAUAUCCAGAUAAUUUUACUAUAGCGGAAGUAGAUCUGUUCACCAUGUAUCUGUUUAAAGAAAUAUUGGAAUUGGUGGAUCUAGACAUAGUAAAUCCACUGGAUAGUGACCACUGUUCACAGUUUCACUUUUUACCCAGAUUUGUGAGAGAAUUGCCAGAGGACGGAAAAGAAAUUUUAUGUAUGCAACAAGUUCUAAAGUAUCUUACAGAUCAUUCAAACCCACUUAUUGAAACUAGUCAUCUGGAAAAUAUGGUGAAAAUGUCACAAUAUGAAUGGCAAAAUUUCGCUGAUGGGCUUAAAGGCACGGUAGUAACAUAUCCUGGAAAGAAACCGUCAUCCGUGAGAGUGGAUCAAUUAGAUAGAAACAUUGACCUACAAAAAAAAGGAGACUACCAAUUUCCUGAAAUUGUACAUUUUGGGAUACGUCCACCUCAAUUGAGUUAUGCAGGAAACCCAAAAUACCAAAAAGCUUGGCGUGAAUACGUUAAAUUUCGACAUUUAAUUGCAAACAUGUCCAAACCUACUUUUGAGGAUAAAAGAAAGCUCGAGGCAAAAGAAAACAAACUUCAAGAGAUGAGAACUCAAGGACAGAUGAAACGCGACGUAACUGUUGCUGUAUCAGCUAAAGGUUUUUAUUGUACUGGCAUAAUGUGCGAUAUUGUUCAACACGCAAUGCUUAUGCCUGUAUUGGUGUGCCAUUUGAGGUUCCACAACUCUUUAAAUACACUUGAGGAGUCGAUUGGUUACAAGUUCAGAAAUCGUGGGCUUCUUCAAUUAGCUCUAACGCAUCCUUCGUACAAGGAAAACUUUGGAACGAAUCCAGAUCACGCUAGAAACAGUUUGACGAAUUGUGGCAUACGGCAACCAGAAUAUGGAGAUAGACGAAUUCAUUACAUGAAUACUAGGAAAAGGGGAAUUAACACUCUGAUAAACAUCAUGUCGCGAUUUGGAAAGCAGGAAGAAACGGAAUCUAAUAUAACCCACAGUGAGCGUCUAGAAUUUUUAGGUGACGCAGUUGUUGAAUUUUUGUCUUCAAUACAUUUGUUUUUCUCGUUUCCUGAACUAGAAGAAGGAGGACUGGCCACAUAUAGGGCCGCUAUAGUACAAAAUCAGCAUCUUGCACUUUUAGCUAAAGUGCUUGAACUCGAGCAAUUCAUGUUGUAUGCUCAUGGUUCAGAUUUAUGCCACGAUCUUGAACUGAAACAUGCAAUGGCGAACUGCUUUGAAGCUUUAAUGGGCGCAUUGUUUUUGGAUGGAGGAAUUGAUGUUGCCGAUAAAGUAUUCUCCAAUACUUUGUUUAAAAAUGAUCCAGAAUUGAAACAGGUUUGGGUCAAUCUUCCGCCACAUCCUCUGCAGGAGCAAGAGCCUACAGGUGAUCGUCACUGGAUAGAGAAAUUUGAUAUACUUAAUAAAUUAACUGAAUUUGAGCGGAAUAUUAACGUCGAAUUCAACCACAUUAGGUUAUUAGCUAGAGCUUUCACAGAUAGAAGCGUGGGAUAUACAAACUUAACUAUGGGAUCCAACCAGAGAUUAGAAUUUUUAGGCGAUACCGUGCUACAACUUAUCGCAUCAGAUUAUUUGUAUAGAUACUUUCCAGAACAUCAUGAAGGUCACUUGUCAUUACUACGAAGUUCUUUGGUUAAUAACAGAACUCAAGCUGUCGUAUGUGAUGAUUUGGGAAUGGCGCAAUACGCAUUGUACAGUAAUCCAAAACCCGAACUAAAAACAAAAGACCGAGCUGAUUUACUGGAGGCAUUUAUUGGAGCUCUUUAUGUUGAUCGGGGAAUGGAAUACUGCGAAGUUUUUUGCCACGUAACUUUAUUUCCGCGUUUACAAGAUUUUAUUAUGAAUCAAGAUUGGAAUGAUCCGAAAUCUAAGCUGCAGCAAUGCUGUUUGACAUUGAGGACAAUGGACGGCGGGGAACCUGACAUUCCUGUAUACAAAGUUAUAGAGUGCAAAGGACCAACUAAUACUAGGGUUUAUACAGUCGCAGUUUACUUUAGAGGGAAACGUUUAGCGGGCGAGAUGGGACACAGUAUUCAGCAAGCUGAAAUGAACGCAGCUAAGAAAGCUUUGGAAAUUUCGCACAAUCUUUUUCCACAACUAAAUCAUCAGAAGCGGGUGAUUGCCAAAAGUAUGAACAAACGUAAGAAUACUAAAAGUUCGAAAGAUGUUGACAGGCGCAAGAGGGAUAGUAAGUCACCUAAAAGCUAUUCUAGGUUCAGAUUUAGAUCUGAAAGCCCUAGUGAUGAAAGCAGUAAGAACAAGAAAAAGGACAGUGAGAAAAAGUCAAGAAGUAAAAACGAGUCCAGCAAACAUCGUUCUAAAACUACCACGGAUCAUAUCCAUGAAGAAACUCCCAAACAUAGGAAUAGAGAACGAUUAUCACCUGAAAAACGACUAAAACGCGGUGGUGAAAUAAGUUCGUCGGAACAUGAUUCUCCAAAAACGGACUCUUGUGUAACAGAUUUUAGCAAAUUAGUUUCAAGAAAAACUUUUAUCAAAAAUCCUAGUAUCAAUAUUAUAAGUUGUGUUACGAUUCCGCCACGUUUUUAAAUUCCAUAAUUUGCCAGCUAGUAUUACCAACGAUGGAGACAUUUGGUAUUACCACAAUAACUGGUAAAACUUUUAUGGAGCCAUCUUAUUCAGAGUUGCGAAACAUUUGCCUCAAUUAAAAAAGAAAAUAAAUAAAGACUCACAGGUUUGUACCCAUAGGUACUAUAGGUAGGUACAUUUCACAAAUUGUCUUGUUUAGGUUCAAUUGUCCUCCAUAGCAAACUUUCAUUACAAACUUCGGGAAUAUUUUCUAUUUAGGUGUUCAAUCCAUUGCGUUAACAUGAUAGUGAAGUGUCCAAUGAAAGAAAGCUCGAUUUUCUCUGCUUUAUCGUACAAAGCACAAAAAUACGCAUUGCAUAUUCUAAAGGGUGAUUCAAAAUGAGUUUCCACAUUACAAUCUCAAAUAUUUUUGGAACGCCACUAUAUUUGUCAACGGCAAUGGAAUAUUUCUAAUCUAGAAACAUGGACAAAAUUAGUCAUGGAUCAAUACAUCACGGACACUCAACCAAAUAGUAGCAUAAAUAAAAAGAAGUUGUUCUUUGAUUUAAUGAACAAUUCAUAAAAAUCGGUCCAAAGAACGGCUUCUUUGAUCACAUGAACUCUACGUUAUUGAAGUAUGAACAAUUUCUUAAUUCCUAUUUUGAUUCAUCUUGUGUAUGAACAACGAACAUUAAGGUAUGUAGCAAGGUUUUUGUAUUAAUGAAACUUUUCAUAGUAACAAUAAACAUCGUUUUUAGUUAAUAUGUACUUUUUCAUUGUCCUGAUGAACAGACGGCAUAAUAUUAAUGAAGCCCAGAUAUAAUUUGAUGAAACCCUUUCAUUGUAUUUAUGAAUCACAGUCUUGAAUACUAAGAAUUUCAUUCAUUGUAUUUAUUAAUGACGUUUUCAAUAAUAUGUACCAUUCUUUAUUUUUAUUAAAAUUUUUUCAUGAAUUAGGCCUUAAAUAUACUUAUGAUUUUAAAUGGGGUAAAGGGUCAUUUUUUAUAUUUGCGUGUCCCCUGUACUGAUGAAUAUGAGCAAUAGGAAAAAAGCUUUUAAUGCAAAAGUUGCAUGGUUUCUUCGUAUCAUCUUCCAGAAUUGUCAAACAAACCAAUGGGCAUCCCAAAAUCUGAAAAUUUAAAAAUCUAAGUACCUACUUAUGUAUUUUUAUUUUAAAUGACACUAACCGUAUAUUCUAUUAUCUUUCAAAUCCUCCUUAAAUCCUGUUUCCAUAAAUAUAUAAUAUAUCUAUAUUUGUUCCAGCUGUUUUUGAACUAUCAACAUCCAAAGUUUCUUAAACAAGCCACAUCAGAAAAUUAGAUUUGAUGCCUUGGCUGGUUUCCUUGCCUCGGCUUGAAACACUAGCUGCGGUAUUGAAUCUUCUGCUUUUCUACCUAGUGAAACAAAACCAUUUAACAAAAAUAUAUCGAUUAAAAAAAUUACAACUUGAUUUGAGAUUGGGUAUACUUACUUUUAGAGACUUCAGUAUUCCUUAGAAAUUCUGAGGAGCUCUUGACGCUUUUGUCUUUCACGUUCUCCCCGGAUGACAUUUAAAUCUGUAGGUCAUUUCUUUCGCAUUCCCAUUUUGAGACUAGACCGUCUCCGUGCAAGGCAUCAAAGUCCUACCUACAUAAUAGGUAGGUAUACAUAUUAUAGAGGUAAUAGAGGUAUACAACUUACCGACGACAGGUAUAAUCGACUUUCUAUUUAACACUUCGAACAACACAAAACCGAAAAAACCGACUUGAACGAAGUACGUAGCAAUGUACCCAGAAAAUAGAAAUGUAAUUAUUCCUAUUUCAACAUAUUUUUCUAUGUCGUUGCCCGACUGCAGCUACCUUUGCGCAUUUGCUCAGGAACUGUCUACAUUAAUGCUAUGAACUGUUUCAAUGUAUUUAUGAUUUAUCUUGAUGUAAUGGUUGCAGCUUUGUUUCUAGGGAUACUUGCUUGUUUUAAAUGAACCGUACAUUGUAUCAAUGAAUUUCGUUCUUAAAAGGAUAAGUUUCUAGUAAGGUUAUAUGAACCAUAUUCAUAUUAUUCAUGUUGAUAUUCAUUUAUAUUAUGAAUAUUCCGUGGAAGCUCUCAUCAAAGAAAUUUUCUUUAAUAUCAAGGUUUAAUUUCAUAAUAUCAAUGAACUUAGUUCUUGUAACCGAUGCACUAUUCAACAUAGAUUCAUGUAGAUGACUAUUCAUAACUUAAUGGAGCUUCAUUCUUUAUUUUAAUGAUAGCUGUUCAUGAAAUCAUAAUACUUACAGUUUUCUGUACUUGGGAUUAAUGAAAAUUUCACUGAAUCAAUGAAAAUGUAAUUUAUGAAAGCAGUUCAUCGAUAUUAUGAUCAAGAUUUUUUUGAGUGGAACAACGCGUCAAAAUUAGUGUUUCACAAGACAAGAUUUCUUGUCUUGCUGGGCCUAUUCUUGUCUUGUCUUGCAAAGCAAAACAAGAAAUUAAAUUCAUUCUUGUCUUGCCCGACUCUUGCAGAAAAAAAUCUUGUCUUGCAAAGAAGAUUUCUUGCAAUUUCUUGUUCUUGCAUUAUUUGUUUUGUGACGUCAUAGCAAGAGUCUUGCUUGCAAGAUUCUUGCUGCAAGACUCUUGCAUCAUUCAUCAUGUUUAAAAGCGUGUCGGGGGGGUGUGUGGUAGAAAAACACGACGGUUUUCUACCACACACUUCGACUUUGGAACUACGUGUUUCAUCGUGGCGAUGAAAACCGUCGUGUUUCAUCAUAGUCUGUAGGGCCCUUGAGAUUAUGAUUGGUGUCAUUGUCAUUGAUAACGUGGUUGUCAUCUUUCCUGGUUUAGAGGCUUUUUUUACGAGGAAACAGUUUCAAAACAGUUUCAGCUCUAACGUCACUAUUUUAUGCACUACAAUGCUAACAGACCUUAAAAAAAAAUCAACUUGAUUCUUUGAUGGUUGAAAACGAAAAGGCCUUCACAUUCAGCUUAAAAUCAUGACCAAAAAUUUUCCUAGCCAUACUUGCUGCAAGAACUGUGAAGAACGGUUAGAAACUGAUAUCUGUUUGAGUGUUUUGAAACUACAAUUUCAUUGGUCGUUUUGUCGCAAAAAAAUGUCUUAAACUUUACAAACUGACAUGCUGACAUUUCUAUCUCGUUGUUAACUACCGCAACGUUCACAGAAUUAAUUCAAAAAUAUGCAGAGAAAGAGACUUCAUUUUUUUGUAAGAUUUCUUGCAAGAUUGCAAGAGUCUUGCCGAAUAAUUUCUUGUCUUGCUUGGCAACUUCUUGUCUUGUCUUGCUUUGCAAGACAAGAAAUUUGAGAUAGUCUUGUCUUGUUCUUGCAGCAAGAACAAGGCAAGAACAAGAAAUUUGCAAGAAUCUUGUGAAACACUAGUCAUAAUUAUCCAAACCUAUUAUAAAAAUGGGCGAUCGAGGAAGAAUACAUUUCGUGCUCUACUUGAAUUUUUUGGUGACGCAAAAUCGACCUUGAGAGGACAAUUUGGAUUGUGGUCCAAAAAUUCGAGCAAACUCGAUUCGUAGCGAACAUCAAAACCCCUCAGCGUAUUCGUAGAGGUCGAUUUUGCGUCACCAAAAAAUUCAGGUGAAGCACGAAAUGUAUUCUGCGUCGAUCGCCCAUUUUCAUAAUAGGAUUGGAUAAUUUUGACGCCUUCUUCCGUGGUGUGCUCCAUGACUAAUUCUGUACAUAUUUCUAGAUUAGAAAUCUCCCAUUGCCGUUGACAAAUACAGUGGCGUUCCAAAAAUAUUUGAUAUUGUAAUGUGGAAACUCAAUUUGAAUCACCCUUUAGAAUAUGCAAUGCGUAUGUUUGUGCUUUGUACGAUAAAGCAAAGAAAAUCGAGCUUUCUUUCAUUGGACACUUCACUAUCAGGUAAACGCAAUGGAUUGAACACCCAACACCCUCAAAUCAAAAUUUUCCAAAUAGAAAAUAUUCCCGAAGUUUGUAAUGAAAGUUUGAGAUUGUUAUGUGGAAACUCAAUUUGAAUCACCCUUAGUUGUCUGGAAGUGAUACAACCUCAAGAUAAAAUUUGUCGCACUGUCAAGAAAAUACACUCUGUUAAUUGCUUAUUAAACUUCUAACUAAAAAAUAAAUUAUCAUUCGGAAUUAAUCUUAAAUUAUUACACAUUUCAUUUGAAUAGGAACUUAGUUAUUAAGGAACAUUUCGUCUCAGUAUGGGGAUUUCUUUUUUUCAUACUAAAACCUUCUGCCGGAUUGAAAAUUUAAUCUUGAGCAUAUUGUCUAUAUUUAUUAUUCUUGUUUUCUUGUUUAUUUUUUUUUUUUAAUUUAAUUUACGUCAUAUUGGCAUCUGAUAAUUAUUGGUCUCUUAAUAAACUAAGUAGGUAAUGUGUUUUUUUUUUAUGAAGUACUUUAUUAAAUUUCCACAAACUAUUUUACUAUCGUUUCAAUACACCGGCUUCUUUGGGAGAUACCUAUAACCUUAUCACAAAUUUUUAUGUACAUUAAAAUUAACCAUAAUCAGCAUAAUAAUUUCCAACCUGUAUAUUGUAUUCAAAAAUUAAAUUGGUACCUAUAUACCUAGUUUGUAAUUAUAAGGUCUGUUUCUGCAGAAAUCACAAACCAGUCAGAGCGAAUUUCAUUGGUUGAAAACAGUCAGAAAACUAGUUUCAACCAAUGAAAUUCACUCUGACUGGUUUGUGAUUUCUGCAGAAACAGACCU
This is a messenger RNA of Ceutorhynchus assimilis (cabbage seed weevil), 8977 nucleotides long. NCBI's taxonomy places the organism in Eukaryota, Metazoa, Arthropoda, Insecta, Coleoptera, Curculionidae. The record is from the annotation of a GenBank genome assembly.